GGCCAGGCGAGCAACAUGCCUAAGUUUUACUGUGACUACUGCGAUACAUACCUCACCCAUGACUCUCCAUCUGUGAGAAAGACACAUUGCAGUGGUAGGAAACACAAAGAGAAUGUGAAAGACUACUAUCAGAAAUGGAUGGAAGAGCAGGCUCAGAGCCUGAUUGACAAAACAACGGCUGCAUUCCAGCAAGGAAAGAUACCUCCUACUCCAUUCUCUGCUCCUCCUCCAGCAGGGGCAAUGAUCCCGCCUCCCCCCAGUCUCCCGGGUCCUCCUCGCCCUGGUAUGAUGCCAGCACCCCACAUGGGGGGCCCCCCCAUGAUGCCGAUGAUGGGCCCUCCUCCUCCUGGGAUGAUGCCAGUGGGACCUGCUCCUGGAAUGAGGCCACCCAUGGGAGGCCACAUGCCAAUGAUGCCUGGGCCGCCAAUGAUGAGGCCUCCCGCCCGUCCCAUGAUGGUGCCCACUCGGCCAGGAAUGACUCGACCAGACAGAUAAGGACAGAGGGCAGCCUCUUUGUAUCAGUUUUGUAUUACUUGUACUACUUCACCAGGAGAUCAUGGUGCUGUGACUCUGGGUGUUUUCUAAUAGCAUGACAAAGGAAGACUUGCUCCUCCCUUCUAUCAAAAAGAAUAGUUUCACAUUGGAGUAGUGGAAAAAAUAAUUUUUGUUUGUAUUGUGACGUGAAAAUAAAAUUUGUUGACUCUUUUAGUUAAAAAUGUUCCCUGUUUCUCUCCUCUGUUUUGUGUUGUUAUAAAGGAGAUGAAGCAUUC
Orycteropus afer afer is the source of this 770-nucleotide messenger RNA. RefSeq names its product small nuclear ribonucleoprotein polypeptide C (gene SNRPC). The record is from RefSeq and is a predicted model, not a curated record. NCBI's taxonomy places the organism in Eukaryota, Metazoa, Chordata, Mammalia, Tubulidentata, Orycteropodidae. Gene Ontology annotation, molecular function: zinc ion binding; pre-mRNA 5'-splice site binding. Gene Ontology annotation, biological process: mRNA splicing, via spliceosome; mRNA 5'-splice site recognition; spliceosomal snRNP assembly. Gene Ontology annotation, cellular component: nucleus; U1 snRNP.